AAGAACUACAAAAUAUUUAUAAAUUAUCAAAGUUUGACGACAAGCAGAAGACUAUAGCAUUGAAGCUAAUUAAAAAAUAUAAAGUAGACAAAAAGAAAUAUACAGAAUUGCUAAAAACUCAUAAGAACCAAGUUAUAGCCUAUUUGAUUAGAUUGGGUAUCCUCGAGAACAAACUUAAAUUAUUGGCUAAUACUGCAAGGUCUGCAAAUUUUACGAUUUACAUGAUGUUUACCCAAGCUAACAUAUUUAUUAGCAAACAUAAAAUACAAGAAAAACAGAUAAUGAUAGGCUAUGAUUUCUUAACAACUGAUCCAAACUCUGAAUCAUUACAAGAAAAUAAAUAUGAUCUUGAUAAUAAAGUGGAUGAAGAGGAGUAUAAUACAGAAUGA
Racocetra persica is the source of this 389-nucleotide messenger RNA. NCBI's taxonomy places the organism in Eukaryota, Fungi, Glomeromycota, Glomeromycetes, Diversisporales, Gigasporaceae. The record is from the annotation of a GenBank genome assembly.